Messenger RNA from Hippocampus comes (tiger tail seahorse), 4930 nucleotides. RefSeq names its product transmembrane protein 39A (gene tmem39a). The coding region runs from base 391 to 1869 and encodes 492 amino acids. Gene Ontology annotation, cellular component: endoplasmic reticulum membrane. The transcript has 9 exons. NCBI's taxonomy places the organism in Eukaryota, Metazoa, Chordata, Actinopteri, Syngnathiformes, Syngnathidae. The record is from RefSeq and is a predicted model, not a curated record. Gene Ontology annotation, biological process: negative regulation of autophagosome assembly; negative regulation of autophagosome maturation.
AUGACGUCCUACAGAGGCCGUGCUGGCUUGCCACGUCGGUCUCUGUGAAAUGCAUUUACACAGUUGUUCCUCGCAGGUUUGUGCUUAACUUUUUUGGAAAAAGACGCCUUUUCAUUCUAACGCGGAUUAACCGAGCACCGCACCAGCUUCUUCGGAACCACCGUACACCAUCUCCACGGUGCUGCAUUUGGUCGCGUUGGAGUAAAAAAAAAAAAGAGAGGAGGAAUGCUCGGUUUCGUUUGGACUCGUCCGGCUGGAAGCCACACAAGUGACUGAUGCAUCCUCGUUCACUUCACCCUCCCGUAUGUCGUUGGCCUCAGCGUGUAUGGUCGCUCAUUAAGGAGCAAGGGGGAGUCCCAGCGUCCGAGGUUGCCACGGUAACCGGCGACCAUGCCAGGGGGUCGCAGGGGUCCCAGCAGACAGCAGUUGAGCCGCUCUGCCCUGCCCUCCCUGCAAACUCUUGUUGGAGGCAACCUGGGUAAUGGUACAGGCCUCAGAAACAGGAACAGUAGCUCCUUGGGACUGUCUGCACCACCUAUCUCAGCCGUAGUAACGCCAGAGCCCGUCCGCCACUCGAAGAUUCCUCUGCUGCCAUUGGACAGCAGCCUGCUGUUUGAGUUCCUGCUCUUUCUCUAUCUACUGGUGGCCUUGUUUGUCCAGUAUGUCAACAUCUACAGGACAGUUUGGUGGUACCCAUACAGCCAGCCACCCACCUCUACCUCACUCAGCUUCCAUCUAAUGGAUUACCACCUGGCUAUCUUCAUCACAGUCAUGCUGGCCAGGAGACUUGUUUGGACAAUAGUUUCUGAGCUCUCUCAGAGCAGCAGGGGAUCGCUGCUCUGCUAUUUGGUUUUGAUUGCAGCAAGACUGUGUCUGCUCACCAUCUGUUGUUGGGUGCUGUGCUGGACGCUGGUCAACCUUUGCAAGAACCACUCUGUUCUCAACCUCCUCUUCCUGGGAUACCCGUUUGGUGUGUAUGUCCCGCUCUGCUGUUUCCACCAGGAAGGACCGAAGAGCCAAACGUCAACAGCCGACUGCGACUACCCAUCCGACCACCAGCAAGCGGACCUAUCGGACGCUCCCCUCUUCCGACCCCGGGAUUUCCUCUUCUUGUUACGAGAGAACCUCAGAGAACAGUUUUCCACACCGCAGCACAUGCCCACGCACACCUGCCCGCCGCACACGCACAUUCACACGCCUGAGCUGAUUCGAUCCGAGGUGGAGGAGCUCAAGAGCGACUUUAAUCGGCGGAUUAAGGAAGUGCUGUUCAACUCGCUGUUCAGUGCUUAUUAUGUUGCCUUCUUGCCUCUCUGCUUUGUGAGGAGCACCCAAUACUAUGACAUGCGCUGGUCUUGUGAGCAUCUGAUCAUGGUGUGGAUCAAUGCCUUUGUGAUGCUGAUGAGUCAGCUGCUGCCCCCGAACUACUGUGACCUGCUUCAUCGCUCUGCGGCCCACCUGGGCCGAUGGCAGAAGCUGGAGCACGGAUCCUACAGCAACACACCUCAGCAUUUAUGGUCAGAGCAGACGGUUUGGCCUCAAGGGGUGUUGGUACGACACAGCCGCUGUCUGUAUAAAGCAAUUGGACCGUAUAAUGUUGCUAUGCCCUCUGAUGUUUCGCAUGCGAGAUUUUAUUUUCUCUUCCACAAGCCAUUGCGGAUCCUGAACCUGCUGAUUUGGAUCGAGACCAGCGUGGUUCUGUAUCAGUUGUACUCGCUGUUCCUCUCUGAGCGCUGGAACCACACUCUCUCUCUGGGCCUGAUUCUUUUCUGCAACUACUAUGUCCUUUUCAAGCUGCUCAGAGACCGCAUAGUGCUGGGCAAAGCCUACUCCUACCCUCUAACCGGUAGUUUGGGCUUAAAGUCGCAGUAAAAGACAUCCUCGACGUCCAUCGCGUGUGUGAUGGAGGUGGGUUAAGAUUGGGAGAGCAGAGGGGGUGUUCAGCGCUCACAAUUGGAGGGUAAGGGACAGGAAAACGAACUCCUAAUCGUCUUUUGAUACGGUUAUAUUUUUAAUGCAAUGUUUGUAUAAACCUAUUUAAAAGAAUAUUUUAUUUUGUAUACUAUUUCAAGUUACGCCGGGCAUUACCACGCUGACCACAUUAGCAUGCCGCGUUGUGUUGUCUCUAGAAGGGGGAGGAGUUUCACCAAAGAUGUCAAAGUGACCACGCAGCCGCAUGGCCUCUCCCCGAUUGGCCUGAACUUCUAACCCUCAAACCACAAACAAUAUUGGAUGACAAAAGAUGCAGCCAUUUUCAAGGAAAAGUCACGACGUUGUUUUCUGCCGGUAGUCAAUUCGCUUCAAAUCGUCAUCAAAUACUGAGCAGCAGUCAGCAACAGCCACUUAGCACUGCGACAGGAGCGUUUUUGAAGGGGACGGGCAGUUGCUGGGCAACCGGCAGAGUGUUUAUCUUUCGUCACCAGUGUGGACAGACAGUGUUGGUGCCAAUUUACAAUACUCUCGAAAAGUUGAGUUUCCAGAUGAAAGGUUAGAAUUAACCUAAAAUGCACUAUAACCUUCUCCGAUCAACUUUGACCUGCUUUUAAUUAUUGAGUUCACAUGUCUACUUGUUCAAAUGUGAAUACUUUCUCCACAGCUUGCUGUGUUCUAACAAGAAUUGCACAGCAAAAUUGACACUGUGUUUUCCCAAGGACGUCUACGUCUAUGCCUCUCUGUGAUUCCUCCAGUCUCUUUAGCAGUUCCAACCUGCUGACUGACACACUCAGGUCAGUGGCCACUUCCCUCUAAGAUCUUAUUUGAUCAACGGGGUGUGAUAUUGAUGUCAAGACGUGAACUGCAUGAAGAGGACUAUUUAUCAAUUUAAAGUGAACCAGGAAAUCAAAUUGUGGAUCAAACACCUGUUGUGAAUUUUGCCGUUCGGCUUCAUGUUAGCCCGGCCGCCCGCCGAGCAACUCCACUGAGCUGUGACGCGGCAUGCGUUUUUUUUGCGACUACUCGUAGUUUUCAUCACUGGCCGACAGUUAGCCACUAAUGUCCCUGCAAGUUGAAAUUUAAAUCGCCGGUGAAUGAUUUGUUGUAACGUUGCAGAGAUGCCAUGUCAUACCGCGAGAGCAUUUGCGACAGAAAUAACAUUUCCGCGUGCCAACAUGCAGCCAACCGACGUCAGGCCAUACCAAUAAGAUAUUGACAGUCUCACUAGCAUCAAACAGGAUCUCCAAAACCAUCACGUUUCAGGAGAACAAAAAAACAACUUGCGUUUUCAAAGAGAAACGGCCAUUUUCAACACAUCAGACUGGUUAGUAAUGUUUUAAAAAUAAGGCCCACAUGGCGAGGCAACAAUAGGAUCGAUUUGUGGAAAAAGUAUGAAAUUGAAGUUUGGCCGACUCUCCGCCUGAUUGUGACAAUAUAGAAAUUGUUUUCAAAUAAUACUUAACACUAUUUACAAUCUGGAAUACACCUGUGUGUGAGAGACUGUCGCCAAAAUGCAAUUAAUGGCGCUUUUAUUGCCAAAAAGCAACACACACAGUGUGUCUUUAUUUCAGGCCCCUUUUCCUCUUUGUAAUAAAAUAGACAUUGAACAGGCUGAAAUGUGCAUUCAAAAAUUUCGAGUUUACGUUCACCUCCAAAGGUUAUAGUGCAUUUUCAGUUAAUACUGAACAUUUUGUGAGUAGUACGUGCUAAGAUGCUAUUUUCUGGAGCCUUAGUUUUAACGUCCCAUCAAGAGAGAUUUUGCUACUCAAGACCUUUUGGUACUUCUCACUGCGCCGACAAUACCUGCAUGCUCCUCCUCAUUUAAUCUGCGCCUGUGUUACGUAUUCUUUCGGGCUUUUGCAGUGGACAUGCGCUUGUUAGUCAUCAGGGGCCAUGACCCCACGAGUCUUCACCCACGGCAUGCGAGCCUCACAGCUGCGCUGUUUCCUCCUCCUUUUGGCCUGAAGUCAUUGCUACAUGCCUUAAAUUCACCCGCCAUCGACUUCUGAAUUGCUUUCCAAAUCGACCCCGUGUUCGUAAGAACAAGAUUGACGAAAAUAAAACCUCACUUUCUAUUUUGAAUGUCAUUUUCAAAGGGAUGUUGAAUGACAUGGGUGCUUAAUGCGGAGUUUUGGAAGUCAUCCAGACCCGCCUGUUUCAUUACCACUUCAUGUAUUGUCGGCAGUUCACUUCUUACCGCUUCACCUUGCAUGCUGCCUUUUUUUUCCCUCAAGUCAAUCUCCUUCAUCCACUCUGAUGCCUUAGGUUGCCUCCUUUUUCAAGUGCAUUCACAUCCGCUGACAAAGCAUGUCUUUCGUGGUUCAUUUAAAUAGUUUGCCAUGGCCUGAAUGAAAAAUAACAUUCAUCAAGCAUAUGGCAUCUGAUCUAUUCAGUCAAGGUUCAGGAUGAGUGAGGCUCAGGAGGAAGAGCCUCCUGGUGCCUUGUAGGUUUGCGUUUGCUCUUGAAUGCAGUUGGCUGGCGUCAACUUAAAUGUAGCAAGUGUCUCCAGAAGGUGGUGCUGUUGAUUUGAAUGAAAUUCCUCAUGGACGACACCUGCCGUUAUCGAGUAAAACCGUGAUAGGGAAACGGCGUUUGCCUUUUGAUUUAUUUGUUCAUCCCACUUAAGUGCUUGCUCAAACAACACAUUCGCCCGCUUUUGUUGGAUUGCUGAAUGGCCCUCAGAAUGAUGUUGAGCUGAGGUUUCGAGCUUCGGAAAGUAUUUCGAAUGAAUUUCCUUUUCAAUUCCGCCCCCCAUGGGUCUUUAGCUUACGAAAUUGAACAGAUCGAGGUGAGCCUAAAACAGAUGCCGCUGUCGAUGAAACUUCAAUUUCAGUUUAGUUUUCUUUCACAUAUCCCAGCAUGCGGUUUUCCUUUUUGUGGAUCACGUCACAGUUGCAGAAGUUUAAGGAGCUGGUCCUCAGAUUUCGGCUUUUUACAGUUUUCAUUUCACCCUGAGCAUAUUUUUUUUGGCAUCCGAAAUAAAACAUGAUGUUGAAAUGAA